Messenger RNA from Fusarium coffeatum, 1407 nucleotides. RefSeq lists its product as uncharacterized. Gene Ontology annotation, molecular function: phosphoric diester hydrolase activity. The record is from RefSeq and is a predicted model, not a curated record. The transcript has a single exon. The coding region runs from base 1 to 1407 and encodes 468 amino acids. Gene Ontology annotation, biological process: lipid metabolic process. NCBI's taxonomy places the organism in Eukaryota, Fungi, Ascomycota, Sordariomycetes, Hypocreales, Nectriaceae.
AUGGCCAAUCUCACCAUUCGCAAUCUUACCAUAAACCCCAUCGAACUCAUCGAGGUUGAGAGGUUUGAAGGUCAACGUGUCAGAACAGGCGGUGUUCUUUCCAGCAUGACAAGCUUCAUGAGCAGUUCACACAAAACACAUGCAAAAGGUGAUGCGAUUCUCAAGGAGGAAGCAUCCGUCAAUAUCGCUCCUUUCGAGGUCAAAGAUACCGAGAUUCGAUCUGCCGAUAAGAACAAGGAGGUUGUUCGCCUCACCUUCAAAUAUGAGGGUUACAAAUAUGAAGUCGAUAUCCCAAGCCCCGCCAAUAAGUCGUCUGUUAUGAAGAAUCUCGAUGGCGGAAAACACGACUUGACUGUCGUUUACACCCCCAACGGCACUUUCCUCGCCAUCUUCUCAUCUGCUCAGCUCCAUAGAUGGAUGGAAGAACUUCACGACGAUUGGCCUCUCCCUUUGCUGUCCAUUCCUGGCACGCACAACUCACCAACAUGCUUUACCGCCCUUCCUUCUGUUCGAUGUCAAGCUGUGGACAUUCCAGAGCAACUCCGAAAUGGCGUCCGCUUCCUGGACAUUCGGGUUUCUGUAAGCCCCAGCAGUGAUGAUCUUGCUCUUGUUCACAGUGUAUUUCCCAUCUCUUUGACUGGAACCAGGUACUUUAGACACAUGGUCGAAGACAUCUAUAAGUUCCUCGACGAGAACACAAGCGAAACCAUCAUCAUGAGUAUCAAGCGCGAGGGUACUGGCAGAGGUAGCGACCAGCAGCUCGGUAAAUACCUGAAGCACAGCUACGUUGACAAGAGGCAAGACCGCUGGUGGACUGAGCCCAGAAUUCCCACUCUAGGCAGUGCUCGUGGCCGCAUUAUUAUCGUCCGACGAUUUUACUUGGAUGAGGAGAUGCAUAACUCAUGCUGGGAUGGCUGUGGCUGGGGUAUCGAUGCAGGCGACUGGCCUGACAAUUGUGAAGACGGAAAGGUGGGUGAAGGAGAGCAUAUCCACGUUCAGGAUUUCUACACAGUCACCGAGAGCCAAAACAUCCAGAAGAAGAUCGAGUUCUGUCGCCGACAGCUCGAGCGCGCUGCUGAACAGACAUUUGCCCACACUGGCUUGAACGGUCAUAAAGAGGGUGUUAAUCUGCCUCCGUUCAUCAUCAACUUUCUGACAGCAAGCAACUUCUUCAAUGCUACCUGUUGGCCAGAGCGCAUCGCCGCCAAGGUCAACCCCUCUGUUAUCGAAUACCUCUGCAUGUGCCAUGGAGAGGAAGGCAAGGGACCCAACAAGCUCAAGAUCGGCUCAGCAGCCACUGGCAUCGUUGUUACUGACUGGGUAGGUCAUAGAGAUGACUGGGAUCUGAUCCGUUGCAUUGUUGGAAUGAAUGCAAGACUGCAGCUCAUGAGGUCAGCGCAGCAAUGA